Melanotaenia boesemani (Boeseman's rainbowfish) is the source of this 1297-nucleotide messenger RNA. Its product is annotated as N-acetyltransferase 8-like. The coding region runs from base 257 to 928 and encodes 223 amino acids. The record is from RefSeq and is a predicted model, not a curated record. NCBI's taxonomy places the organism in Eukaryota, Metazoa, Chordata, Actinopteri, Atheriniformes, Melanotaeniidae. The transcript has 2 exons. Gene Ontology annotation, molecular function: N-acetyltransferase activity.
GAGGGGGAAUGGAUCUCAAAUGGAUCCCAACAGGGGCCCAUAAACAAUUGUUUGCCCCUGUUCCGCUUGGGACGUUCAUCCGGCCAUGAAGGAAGUGCGGCCAGCUGGAGGUUGUGAUUUUUCCUCACUUCGGUUUUAUCUUUAUGUUUGAGUUGUUGAAUAACCAUCGCAUGUGUUUUAGCUGUAAUUGAUAAAUCAGUGCAAUGCUGCAAUAGAUAAAGCAAUCGCACCGUAUAGGAGUUCUGCUCGUCUGAUCAUGCAACUGUUGAUCCGCCAGUACUGUCCCUCAGAUAAGGACACAGUGCUUAAACUGUUCAGCAUCGGCAUCCUGGAGCACAUCGGCCCUUGUUUUCAGAAUGCCAUGACCAGCCCUCUCUACCUCACCAUCACAUUGUUUCUGUGUGUUGCUGGCUACCUCCUCGGCUCUGUGUCUGGGGCUCUGUUGUUACCAGCAGCGUGGGUAGGCCUCAUCUACUACUGCUGUCACGAACUAUAUGCAGGUUAUGUAAGGGAAAGGUGCCGGACAGACAUGCAGGACAUCGUUGGAAACUACCUGAGCAGACCCGAUGACUGUUUCUGGGUGGCUGAGGCCGAGGUUGAUGGGAGGACGCACAUUAUUGGUAUGGUGGCUGUGAUGGCCAAACAGAGUGGAAGAGAAAAAUACGGAGAACUGUUCAGGAUGAUCAUCUCACCUCACUCCAGACGGAUGGGCCUGGGUUACAAGAUGACCCAGACUGUGAUUGAUUUCUGUAGAGAGCGAGGCUUCUCUAAGGUGGUGUUGGAGACUAGCUCCACUCAGAUGGCGGCUGUGGCUCUAUACAGCAAACUGGGGUUCAGCCUUCUGCUCUCACACAAAGACACACACGCUCCCUCUUGGAUUGUUUUGCUGACCACAGUCACGAUUUUAAGAAUGGAAAAAGACUUGUAAAUCAGAAAUAGCCCAGAUCACCUAAUUUUCCACUGCUCUUUACUUGUGGUUUAAGUUUUUGGACCAACAACACUUGACUCAAACCUUUAACCCAUAAGAGCUCGACGUGACAUAGUUGUGACAUACAGUUUGAGACAUUUUGCUUCAAUUUAUGGUAUAAACUUUGCUCAAAAUCCUGUUGGACACAAUCUGAUACCUGUCUUCUGUCCUUUAAUAGAUAGAUACUAGUUAAUUCUGACUUCAAAUCUGAUGUUUUAUUUGCUGGUGAAGGUUAUCGGCACGAAACCACAUGUGGCAUAGGUAUGCAUGUUUCUUAGAGGUUCUGAUGAAGAAAUGUGAAAGGUAGGCCAAAAAUAAAGAGACAAAUCA